GCGGUUAACGCUUUUAUUUAGUUUGCUGCUUUAAUUUCUACGCAAGACACACGCCACGAGCUGCCGGCUGCCGGCACGCCAUCAGUUUUACACUUUCACUAUUCCAAGCGACUCGCUGACACGACAAUCGUUCGUUAACUGCGCAAGUGCGCACAGCUCAGCCGUUGCCGUGAUUCAAAUCGUCACGCAGCGAAUUCAAAAUGAUUACGAGGAUUGCGCUCGGUGUUAUCAUCGCCGGCGUUUGUUUGUCAACUGUCAGAUGUAAUGAUUCUGAAUGGGCCUACGAAUGCAUAAAAGGCUACUGUCAGAAAGUGCGUCUCACCGAAGACAACCGCGACAAUGCCGUGUCCCUCGGCGCAUGCCGUAUCUUCUGCUCAAAAUACGCGUCCCUCUGGCCCAAGCCAACCGGACGCGUCGAAGUAAAACGCUCGUUACUGCAGGUGAAUUACAAUAGCAUCGAUGUGUUGACACACAAAGGCGACAGCCCCAUAAGAAGCAUAAUCAACGGCGCUGCGAAACGCUUCAAACACAACAUCGAACUCUUAAAACCCAAGAAAAGUACUCUCAAAGCCGGCGGACGUAGUCUUAUUGUAAUGCUAGAAAUCGAAGACUCGUCCAGUGUGAAAUUCCUCUACAACCAAGACGAAAGUUAUAGUUUAAACGUCACCCAAACCUCCGAUGGUCGUAUAAACGCUCAGAUAAAAUCCCGAAAUUUAUUCGGAGGACGCCAUGCAAUGGAAACACUCAAUCAGCUGAUAUUCUACGAUGAUCUGCGUGAUGAACUCCAGAUGCCUGAUGAUGUCUACAUUGAAGACGCUCCUAUUUACCCACAUCGUGGUAUCCUCCUAGACACCUCCCGGAAUUAUGUUUCUACUGAUGUGAUUAAACAGACUAUCGAAGGAAUGGCCGCCUCCAAAUUGAAUGUAUUCCAUUGGCACAUCACUGAUAGUCAUAGUUUUCCAUACGUAUCCAAAUCAAUGCCUCAGUUAUCCAAGCUGGGAGCUUACUCUAGAGAAAAAAUUUACACACCUGAAGAUGUCGCUGAGAUUAUAGAAUUUGGUAAAGAACGUGGGGUGAUGAUUCUUCCCGAAUUUGAUGCCCCUGCUCAUGUUGGGGAAGGAUGGCAGGAUACAGGACUCCUAGCUUGCUUCAACAAGAAACCCUGGCAGAGUUAUUGUGUGGAACCACCUUGUGGACAACUGGAUCCUACUAAACCAGGAGUCUAUGACGCUUUGGAGAAAAUCUACAAAGAUAUGGUUGAACAAUUUGAUCCUACAGUCUUCCACAUGGGUGGGGAUGAAGUUAAUGAAAACUGCUGGAAGUCCGAGGACAAUAUUGUCUCCUGGAUGACCGAAAGGAACAUGACCAUUGAUGAUCCAGGGUUUAUGAAGUUAUGGGACCACUUCCAAUCCCAAGCCCUUGAUCGUUUCACAAAACAACGAGGGCAUAAACUCCCGAUUAUCAUGUGGACAAGUAAACUAACCUCAAAAGACUACCUAACCAAAUAUUUAAAGAAUGACACUUACAUUAUUCAAAUCUGGACCUUGGGUAACGAUCCCCAGAUCAAGGAGUUGUUGAAGAAUGGUUACCGGACCAUUUUGAGUAACUACGAUGCGCUUUACUUUGAUUGUGGGUUCGCUGGUUGGGUAACAGAUGGUAACAAUUGGUGUUCACCAUAUAUAGGUUGGCAGAAGGUUUAUGAGAACAGUCCGGCGAAGAUUGCAGGUAAUAAAUACAAGAAUUUGAUGAUGGGAGCCGAGGCAACGCUCUGGACUGAACAGGCUGAUGAUACUGUCAUCGAUAGUCGUUUGUGGCCACGUGCGGCCGCCAUGGCUGAGCGUCUCUGGUCCGAACCAGAAUCCACAUGGAAAGACGCCGAAGAACGCAUGGAGAUUCAUCGCGAGCGGCUGGUGCGAUUGAAUAUUAAAUCCGACGCCAUUCAGCCGCAGUGGUGUCAACAACAUCAAGGUAGUUGUCCGCUUGAUGGCGUUUUAAAUUAGACUCAUGCAUAAACAUGCAAACUGUGACACGAGUUUAGUUAUUCUAUGCAAAUAAACUUUUUUCUACAAAA
Molecule: messenger RNA, 2071 nt
Organism: Dalotia coriaria
Lineage: Eukaryota; Metazoa; Arthropoda; Insecta; Coleoptera; Staphylinidae
Product: chitooligosaccharidolytic beta-N-acetylglucosaminidase-like
Exons: 3
Coding region: 201-2000 (599 amino acids)
Biological process (GO): protein deglycosylation; glycosaminoglycan metabolic process; ganglioside catabolic process
Cellular component (GO): plasma membrane; lysosome
Molecular function (GO): beta-N-acetylglucosaminidase activity
Source: RefSeq, a predicted model, not a curated record